UCAGCCCGUGGCGACGUCCCUGGGUAAGCGAUAAUUUCCCAUCCCGCCGCCACCUCACCGUCCUUCCCGAACAAGCCAAACUAAACUCUCUAUUCUUUGCACUUUCUGUCCAUCCACUUUAGCUUCCACCUAGCUAUUUCUCGUAAUCACUUCGUUUUGACACUGAAACAUCAAGUAUUAUGUGCUAACACUGCCUCACAGUGGUUACUUCUCGUUCCACGAAGAUCUCAAGGGUUCUACCUCACGCCCUCAAUCCACCAGAACCGAAGGUCGACUGCCUCAGCAUAAGGCCUCUUCUCUCACUGUCGAUUCCUCCUUUCAAGCCGACCUCCGUGGCGCUUCCCGAUCUGCAGCCAUGGCGCCAUCAAUCCACCUCUCCCCCAUGAGCGCUGUCGACGUUUCAGGACCAUCCAGCGUCAACACACCUGUCACUUCGUACCUCCCCAGCGGCGUUCACGAUACAUCCUUGCCAAUGGGCAAGUACUACCCUUCGAACUACGAGCAGAGCAGUAGCCAAGACGGUCGCAUAGGGGCUUCCGGGCCUCCGAGCCGUGUAUCGUCAACAAGAUCAGAGGGUCACAUUCCCACGCGCGAGGCCUUCAGGUCAUCUUCACGGCAAGACUCGGAAGUCCGCCGUAAACUUCAACAAUACCAACGAGACAUGAUUGCCCAGGCGAGAAUCGCGGCGAGCGAAGUGCUUGGAGGUUCGCCCAGUCAAGGCACCGCGGCGGUUCCCAGCUCCACUAUUACCUUGAAUGGGGUACCCUUGACGAGCCUACACCAUAUCGGAAGCACCGGCGUGCACAAGCCCAUCUCACCGAGACUUUUGCCACUGGGAAGCCCGGGACCCGUGACGCCGAUGGAUCUGGAAGGAGGGGUGGGGCAGGGCGGAUACCUCGAUCGGGGUCGCAAUGAUGAGAUUGCCCGAGUAUUGCGGGCCGAGGAAGACCGUAUUCGCCGGGAGGGAGCCACUUCGCCGGCGGUGGAAGCGGGUCCGCAAGUUUUCUGAGAAAAAAAAAAGUGGCAAAAAGUGAUGCCAAUGCUUGUGGCGUUGGAGACGGGUGGCGUGGUCCAACCCGGGACCACAUCAUCUCAGUACGACGACAGCAGAUGGUAAGGGGAGGAAGAUAAGACACAAAAAAGGAAACGAAAUGGAGUCGGCAAGGUCAAGACGAUCGUUUAUGGUUAUGAUACCCUCUGGUUAUUACAGCAAAGCUUGAUUUUUCUUAUUUAGGAUUGGGGGAAAAAGAAUGGUUUGGUGUUUCCCGGUGGAUGAUUCAUCUGAAGCCGAGGCAGCUAUCUGUCAUUGCAUAGAUUGCGGCGUUUAUCACACUCGUUACGAGAUUAGAUUCGGGCGGGCUUAUCUUCGCAUCGGCGUUAUUUUCUUCACUCCACUCCUGCUUUGUCCCCUUCGCUCAAGACUAGACAUAGAGUAUGGCGGAUAUAGACUAGAAUGGGAGGAGGGACAAAAUGAUCAAGACAUUACUUGUACCUU
Molecule: messenger RNA, 1495 nt
Organism: Colletotrichum godetiae
Lineage: Eukaryota; Fungi; Ascomycota; Sordariomycetes; Glomerellales; Glomerellaceae
Exons: 1
Coding region: 356-1009 (217 amino acids)
Source: RefSeq, a predicted model, not a curated record